Molecule: messenger RNA, 2359 nt
Organism: Aphanomyces astaci
Lineage: Eukaryota; Oomycota; Saprolegniomycetes; Saprolegniales; Verrucalvaceae
Exons: 1
Coding region: 124-858 (244 amino acids)
Biological process (GO): mRNA cis splicing, via spliceosome
Cellular component (GO): U2-type prespliceosome; U1 snRNP
Molecular function (GO): RNA binding; protein binding
Source: RefSeq, a predicted model, not a curated record
CGUCGAUGUCGUAUGUGAUCGACAUGCAGUACCUAUCUACAUGACACUUGAUAUGGCUUCAACAACUUGACUGUACAGUUUGGUGGCAGCGACGCUAAGGCCGAGCAGGAGGCCCGCCUCGAUAUGACCCGGGAAGACCGAUACGUUCCCCUUCACAUUCAGACCGACCAAGAGAGGGAAGCGGCGGCCGUGGCGGUUGAGGCCACGCGCGUCGCGGCACUACGAAUCCAAGUCCAUGAACGUCGAGUGCAAGACGUGGAAGAGUGGCGCAUGCGUGAACAAGACGCACUCGCGCGCCAAGUUCGCCGCCACCUGUGGGACCUGGACGAAGCCGCGUUUCGUGUAGCGCGGCAGCGAGAAGCCGACGAAUCCCAUCAUAUGCACGCCGAAGACGUGUACGGACACAGGACGUGGCCACUCGUGGAUACCGCGCAAGAAGAGGCUGAUUUCCGCGCCAAGUUGGCGGCGAAGAAGGCGGAGCGGGCGGCAGUGAGGCGCGCGCGGCGGCAGGCCCAACAUCCUGCCCUGUAUGCAAAAGAGUGGGAAGUGGUCACGUUAGACGAUGGCGGGUCGUACUUUCGAAAUAUCGUGACGGGGGACGUCCAGUGGACAGAUCCAUGUGCGCCAACCACCACUACCACGGCGGCGGCAUGGGAGCCCGCGGCGGACGAUGUCGGACGAACUUACUAUGUGAAUACCGCGACGGGCGAGACGGCGUGGACGGCUCCGGAAGGCGCCGCGAUGGAAGGCAAAGUACAGGUAGACCAAUGGGAUGAAUUCAAGACAGAUGAUGGAGUCGCGUACUAUGUCCACCGCACCACGGGUGACAGUGUAUGGGAAAAGCCCGUAGCGUCGUAGUUUGUGCAGUUAAGAUGGUAUGAAUAUACUAUUUAGUACAAAGUAGACUUGUAUUAGUCGAUUCGUGCCGAAGUGUUAACGUUGUUUACACCAAGUCGUUGGUGGGAGUGCUACUUCCAUCAGGGGACAGCGACCACACAAGCAGGCUCAGGAGAAACAGAAGCAGUUGGUUCCGCGGGUCUUCCUUCAACCACUGCAUGAGCGACCCUACUUCGCAUCGUUCAUCCGUCCCGGUCGUUGUCACAAUAGAGGCAUCCGGCCACGGCGUCGUCGUCCCCUUGUCUUCCUCUCCGUCCUCUUCAUCCUCUUCGUCCUCUUCUUCUUCAUCUUCGUCGUCGGGCACCGUCAGAGGCUCGAGUUUCGUGUGCGCAUUCGCAUCAGUCGUUGUCGAUGCGAUUGGUGUUACUUUGAGAGGCAAUUGGAUGGCGGCACUCAACGCGUCCAACCAUUCCGUGCCUUCCGCCACAGAUUCCGCUCUCAGCACGACCACGUCGCCCGACACUUGCGUGAUCCCGAGCACCAUGUGCGGUAGUUUGCGCAGCUCCACGAGCAUGUCUUCGUGAGUAGAUAGGUCCUGCACAUGACAGCAUCGGGGGAGCAUCACCACCUCCUUGGGUCUCCGUCCUGUUGUGGGUCUGUGCUUGUGCGAAAACAGGCUUAGCACGACCCCGUCCAGUCGACACCACCGCCGCGACCACUUCUUCAGCACGACCUUUCGGCGCUGCUUGUUGUAGAGCCACAAGUACCCAACCUUGAAAGUGCGACUUGUAGGGGCGGUGGCCAGCGGGUGGUACGUGGGAACUUGUGCUAGAUCCAGCAGGAGCGGCAGCCGCUGCAUCAACUGCGCGCGCGCAUCGGACGCCGCGUGGUAGCCAUAGAAGACGCUUUGAAUCGCCGAGCCCACUUGGCCGUGGCUCGGUUGAUGUGGUGGCGACAGUGUCGUUUGUCCCGAUGAUGUCGACUCGAACAACAUGUGACAGGUGCCGUCCGGAUGGAUGGCCAGCAGCACCGCCUCGUCUGGGUGUACUACCGUCAACAUGCUCGAAUUUGAACCCCACACGUCCGUCACGGCUUGGGCUUCGUGGUCGCAAUGCGCAUUUCGGAGCAACGACGCCAGCAACGCAGCAAUCCCCGACAACGAACAAGUGGACAUGACGACCAAGCGAAGGACCUUGACGAACGCGCCGGUGGUAAACGCCAUGGAAAAGUCGGGAUCCGUCGAGAGGCUGCCGAACGACAGCCCCUUGAACCGCACGAGGUGGGAGGACGCACCCGCGGCGUCCACGUACAGCCCCACGGUCCACCGAGCUUCCCCUUCGUCCGCCGAGCCGCAGGUACCAAGCAAGACGAUGGACGUGCCUCCGGAUAUAGAGGAGGCGGCCAGAGAGCCGGGGAACACGACGGUCGAGGUUAGGUCGAUCAGAGGUCCAAACGUGGACGAGAAAGGGACCAUGUCGUCGUUGUUGUUGGCCGCUUUAAAGAAACACCGUUUUGGUUAUCG